Neurospora hispaniola is the source of this 201-nucleotide messenger RNA. RefSeq lists its product as uncharacterized. The annotation marks the transcript as partial. The transcript has a single exon. The record is from RefSeq and is a predicted model, not a curated record. Lineage: Eukaryota; Fungi; Ascomycota; Sordariomycetes; Sordariales; Sordariaceae.
AUCUUAUAUACCCCCUCAAGGCAAAAUGGGCAAACUGGGUUUGCUGUUUUUGUUUUGCCUUGCACGUGUGCUAUUAUGUGUGGUUUGAUUUACUUUAUAGGAUAUAUAUGUACUUUUAGUCUUAAUCACAUUCGUUUCUGGUUGGCGGUAACCUUUUUGGCUUUCACGAUUUCGUUACUUACCUAUCUACCUCUACAAUGA